Messenger RNA from Lycium barbarum (goji berry), 792 nucleotides. Its product is annotated as secreted RxLR effector protein 161-like. The transcript has a single exon. NCBI's taxonomy places the organism in Eukaryota, Viridiplantae, Streptophyta, Magnoliopsida, Solanales, Solanaceae. The record is from RefSeq and is a predicted model, not a curated record. Bases 1 to 792 code for a protein of 263 amino acids.
AUGGAAAACUGUAAGACUGGAGAUGUCCCUGUUGUAAAAGAUGACAAAUUAAGUCUAGACUUAUGCCCCAAAAAUGAUCUAGAGAAAGAGUAUAUGAAAGAUGUGCCUUAUUUAAGUGUUGUUGGGAGCCUUAUGUAUGCACAGGUUUGCACUCGUCCUAAUAUUGCCUUCAUUGUCAAUGCUCUUGGGCGUUAUCAGUCUAAUCCAGGGAGAAGCCAUUGCGUUGCUACUAAGAAAGUAAUGAGGUAUUUGAAGAAGACAAGAGACUAUAUGUUAGUGUACAAAAAGGUUGAUGAUCUUGAGGUGAUUGGUUACUCAGACUCAGACUAUGGUGGAUGCCCUGACGAUUUAAGGUCUACUUCUGGUUUUAUCUUCAUGUUAGCAGGAGGUGCAAUAUCUUGGAAGAGUGUGAAGCAAACCCUUACAGCAUCUUCGACUGUGCAAGCAGAGUUUGUAGCUUGUUAUGGAGCAGCUACGCAAGCCAGCUGGCUUAAAAUUUUUAUUUCAGGACUUGUGAUAGUUGAUUCCAUCUCUAGACCCUUAAAGAUUUAUUGUGACAACAGGGCAGCUGUGUUUUACUCGAAGAAUAACAAAUCAUCUUCAGUUUCUAAGCACAUGGAAAUAAAAUAUCUGGUUGUACGAGAUAUGGUUAAAGGGAAGGAUAUUGUGAUUGAACAUAUAUCUACUGAUUUGAUGCUUGCUGAUCCACUAACCAAGGGAUUGAGACCCGUAGUUUUUAAGCAGCAUGUGGAUAACAUGGGCGUUGUUGAGUCAUUUGAUUUGUUAGGUUAG